This is a messenger RNA of Heterocephalus glaber (naked mole-rat), 1605 nucleotides long. The record is from RefSeq and is a predicted model, not a curated record. NCBI's taxonomy places the organism in Eukaryota, Metazoa, Chordata, Mammalia, Rodentia, Bathyergidae.
AUGUAUGAGGAGACAGGAGGAAAAAGAUUAGGCUAUAAGCAUGCAGAUAUAGGGAAACUUCCUACUGAAAAUGUCCAAAACUCACCAUCCCUUGGAACCUCCAGUUCUCUGCAGCUCUCACUUCCUGUGAUGAGCAAAGCCACUUCCUUAAUGGCUUGCAACUCCUCCAGAGUCUCAGCUCCGCCCUCAGUUUGGCUCUCGGCCUCUGCCACCUCAUCCCAGCCAGUUCCAGCUAGUGCCUAUCUUUACCAACAUUCUAGCACAACUAGGUUUUGGGGGGUUACUGGGCACAAUAUCACAGGAAGCUCUGAAAACAGGUCUCCCUCACUGGAGGCCUUCACGCUGACUGUCACUGACCACAGCACAGCAGGUGCUUCCACACCCAAGAUGGCCCAUGCCAAUGCCAUCAUCCCAGUGUAUCAAUCACUGUCUGCCAGCCUGGCCCAGGGGACACCACCACACAUUCUGAAUCAGGGACACAGCCUGCACCCUGCCUACCAACAAGAAAGCCAGAUGUGUCAUACACAGGGAUCAGGGCCUCUGCCCCUCAACCAGAAAUACCAAAGAUGCUGGACCCAUCAAGGUGAAUCAGUACAGAAAUCAGGUGUUGCAAAAAGUCUCUUGCACCAAAUAAGGAAGAACAAGCAAAAAGCCUCUAGGUCAAUCACUGGAGCUCCUGAGGCUAAAAUCCAGUUGAAAGACCCUGAGGGUCUGUCAGAGGGAGAAGUGCUUGUUUCCAGUGCAGUGGCCAGUGACAGGGCUCCCAUGAACACUGCCAAGCAUUCCAACAGCAAACCUCUGAGAGCAACAUCCAGCAGGACCAGGCAAACUAAGGGCUGUGAGCAAGCAAGGGCCAAGAGGACCAGAGAAAAAAAUUUCAGGAAACAAGAGAGCUGGCUCUUCUCCUCCCAGGCCCUGGGAACCUUGAGCAGCACCAAAGACCCUAAGCCAUCACCAACAACAAAUGGUGUCUGGGGCCCUCAUGGGACUUCCUUAUGGGAAGGGGUCCAACAGGGCUCAGAUCAGUUUUCUGAGACCACAUGGCAGCCUGAAAAAAGGGUUCCAUCUCCAUCCCUGUGUCAGCUACCACCACCUGGGAAGGUCAAGUUAAUACCUUUACCUUUUCCCAGCCCAGACAAGCCUCAAGACUUACCCUGCCUGACCUUCUGCUAUGAGCACAACUCAGCCAUCCCAACCAGCUGCUGCCAACACGUCUCCCAUGUCACACCUGCUCAGCCAAUCCCGGACAAUCCACAAAGCCCAUUUCUCCUUCAAGAUUUCCACUAACAACCAAUUCCCAGGAGGGAACCCAGUAUUCCUGAACCAGUAAUAUCAAGCCCUGAUACAGAAGAACAGAGGCCAGAACUCGAAGCCAGAAAGAGGCAGGCUCAGCAAGAGUUGGAGCUGGCCACCAAACACACCUCUCCAGGGAAACUGCAGUUUUGCAGGCAGAGGGAGAAAGACAGGGAAAUUGUUCAGUACUACGGGUACACAAGAUGAGGUAGGGAUGGGUGGAGGGGUUGAAGGGAGGGUAGGGGAAUGGGGAAAAAAUAAGAACCAAGACAUAUUAUGUAAAGGUGCAGAUUUCCAAUGAUGAAUGUCAUU